This is a messenger RNA of Aureococcus anophagefferens, 2799 nucleotides long. RefSeq lists its product as hypothetical. The coding region runs from base 1 to 2799 and encodes 932 amino acids. The transcript is spliced from 2 exons. The record is from RefSeq and is a predicted model, not a curated record. Gene Ontology annotation, cellular component: mitochondrion; cytoplasm; mitochondrial matrix. Gene Ontology annotation, molecular function: protein binding; sarcosine dehydrogenase activity. Lineage: Eukaryota; Pelagophyceae; Pelagomonadales; Pelagomonadaceae.
AUGCUCGCCGCCCGCAUCGCUCCGCUCAUAAGAGGCCAACACCGCUGCUUUGCGUCGAAACCGCUCCCGGACCGCGCCGACGCCGUCAUCAUCGGCGGCGGGUCCGUCGGCGCGUCCUGCGCCUACCACCUCGCGGCGCAGGGCUUCCGGACCGUGCUCCUGGAGCAGAACGCGCUGACGGCGGGCACGACGUGGCACACGGCGGGCAUGCUCUGGCGGCUGCGGCCGAACUACGUCGACGUCGAGCUGCAGGACGUCACGCGGACGCGGUGCAAGGCGCUCGAGGUCGCCGUCGCGGAGCUCGAGGGCGAGCCCGCGGGGGCGCGCGCCGGCAGCAUCUGGACGGAGAACGGCGGCCUCUUCAUCGCGACGAACGCGGAGCGCGUCGCCGAGUACGAGCGGCUCGUCGAGCUCGGGACCUUUUACGGGAUCGACGCGCGCAUGCUCGACGGGGGCGAGGCGCGGCGCGCGCACCCGCUGCUGAGGGUCGACGACGUCGCCGGCGCGCUCUACUCGCCGGGCGACGGCACCAUCGACGCCUUCAACGUCGUCGACGGCUACCGGCGCGUCGCGACGGCGAGGCACGGCGCGGUCUUCUCCGAAGGCGCGCGCGUCGCGCGCGUCGCGUGCGACGGCGACGCGGUCGCCGGCGUCGUGCUCGACGACGGCCGGCGCGUCGACGCGCCCGUCGUCGUGAACUGCGGCGGCGCCUGGGCGCCCGCGGUGCAGAACCUCGUCGACCGGCCGUCGGACCCGCUGCCGUUAUUGGCCAUGAAGCACGCGUACGUCGUCACGGAGGCGGUGCCGGGCAUGCACGGCGGCCUGCCGAACGUGCGGGACCACGACCUGUCCAUCUAUUUCAAGGCGCAGGGCGACGCCCUCGCGUUGGGCGGCUACGAGACGAACCCGGAGUUCUGGCGCAUGUCGGCGGACGACGAGAAGCACUUCUCGUUCGGUCUGUUCGACCUCGACUGGGAGACGUUCGACGAGAACAUCCAGAACCACAUGCGCCGCUGCCCGAGCGUCGAGGACGCGGGGAUCAAGUCGACGGUCUGCGGGCCCGAGUCGUUCACGCCGGACCACAAGCCGCUCGUCGGCCCCGCGCCGGGCUGUGCGCCGGGCGGGCCCCGGGGCCUCUGGCUCUGCUGCGGCUUCAACUCCAUGGGCAUCAUGCUCGCCGGCGGCAUGGGCGAGGAGCUGGCCCACUGGGUCGCGACGGGCGCGGCGACGCGCGACCUCUUCGGGGCCGACGCGCGCCGGUUCCACGGCGACUGCUCCUCGGACGGCGCCUGGGUGAAGCGGAGCACGCACGAGUCCUACGCGAAGACCUAUGCGGUCGUCUUCCCCCACGACGAGCACCUCGCGGGCCGGGGCCUCCGGCCGUCGCCCUUCGAGCAGGGCCUGUUGGCCGCGGGCUGCGUCUUCCAGUCGCGCCACGGCAUGGAGCGGCCCGGGUGGUUCGAGCCCGACGCCAAGCCCGGCGCGCCGCGGGCCUACGACUACUACGGCGCCUACGACGACGAAGGCUCGGCCUGGCGUCUGGACUGGGUCGGCGGCGGGCCCGAGGCGGACGGCCGGGUACCGAGCCGCGCGGACGACGCGUACCGCGACGCCGUCGACGGCGAGCUCACGUUCGGCUGGGGCGCGUCGUUCCCGCGCGUCGCCGCGGAGUGCCGCGCGGCGCGCGAGGGCGCGGCGCUCUUCGACCAGUCCUACUUUGGCAAGUUCCUGCUCGAGGGGCCCGGCGCGGCGGCCGCGGCCAAGUUUAUGAGCGCGGGCGACCCGGACAAGGCCGCCGGCGACGUCACCUACACGGUGCUCUGCGACGCCAACGGCGGCGUCGAGGCGGACCUGACCAUGACCAAGCUGUCGGACACCGCCUUCUACGUCGUCUCGGGCGGCGCGACGCAGACGAAGGAUUUGGCGUGGAUCGAGGCGCGCGCGGCGGCCUUCGACGUCCGCGUCGACGACGUCUCCGACGACUUUGGCGUCCUCUCGGUCCAGGGCCCGCGGUCCCGCCAAGUGCUGGCGCCUUUGGUCGGCGGGCUUUUGGACGACCUGGCGACGUUCCCCUUUUCGACGGCGAAAACGGACGCGACGAUCGCCGGCGUCGCGGGCUGCAAGCUCCUGCGCCUCACGUUCGUCGGCGAGCUCGGCUUCGAGCUCCACGUGCCCCGGGCGGGCUGCGACGCCGUGUACGCCGCCGUGAAGCGCCGCGGGUCGGAGGUCGCGGCGGCGUCGGGCGCGCCCGUUUUAGACGCCGGGUACCGCGCGAUGGACAGCCUCUCGGCGGACAAGGGCUACCGCCACUGGCACGCGGACCUGAGCAACGCGGAGACGCCCUUCGAGGCGGGCAUCGGCUUCACGGUCGCGCGGCGCCUCAAGUCGGACGGCGACUUUCUGGGGCGUCCCGCGCUCGAGGCCGCGAAGCGGCGCGGCGCCUUCGCCCGCAAGCGCAUCGUCUGCCUGAGCGUCGACGCCGACGACGCGGCGCCGCCCUACGACGCCGCGCCGCCGGCGGACGCGCCGCUCCACGGGUCCGAGACCAUCUGGCGCGGCGACGAGUGCGUCGGUUUAGUGAGGUCCGUCGCCUACAGCCACGCGCUCCGCCGCACGCUCGCCUACGGCUACGUCCACGCGGCCGCGUCCCGGGAGCUCGGCGGCGGCGCCGUGAGCCUGGACUUCCUCAAGGCGGGCGCCUGGUCCGUCGGCGACCGCGGGCGCCGACGGCCGGCGACGUUCCACGCGAAGGCGCCCUACGACCCGACGAACGCGGCGAUCAAAACCGCGGCGUAUUAA